AUGGCAGCAGUACUACAACGUCAACCUUUAACCAUAAAACAGCAGGUCGAAGAGUUAAAAAACUGGCACAAACAACAACAAAGUAAAAUAGAUGAUAAAACAGUAGAUAGAAACUCUACUAGUAGGGAAAUAAAAAACAAUGGUUAUUUUACAAACCCAUCUUGCGAAUCAAGCCCAAACUCGAGAAUAAACUUUGACGAAAUUCCUAUUAAAGUAAGCAACAGUAAUUUUACAGCCCUUGUUGAAAAUAAUGUAAGCCCCGUGGAUUCUCAUGAAACAAAAAAACUAGAAGGAAAAGACAAACCUAAGUUCCGUUUUUUAAAAAGAGGAGAAGGUAUAGCUAGAUUUAAUAUGGGCCCAUCUAAAAACAGUAAGAAAUUCAUUCCAAGAAGACAACCUAGCCUCAAGCUAAUAAAAGAGCCAGCAAAAUCAUCUGAAAAUCCAAAACUUGUAAGUCAUCAUAGCAGUAUCCAAUCAAGAAAAAGUGAAGAUAUUCCAACGCUUAAAGCUCCUGACCUAAAACUAAACUUUACUUGGAAAAGCAUUCUAAGUGGUGGAAAUCCAGAAGAUAUGUUGGAAAAGGUUAUCAAUAGCAAUCAUUUUGAAAAAAUGGACCCCAACUCAAGCAUUGACUCUUCAACUGCUUCGUUGAUGGAAAAACUCUUAGCGUUAGGUAAAAACAGAUUGUCUAGGGAUAGGGAGGAGCUCAGAGUUUUUGAAACACUAGAGCAACAUAUGUUGGACUCCAGUUUUUGUUCCACCUCAUCAUAUGUAAACAAGCUAAUGGAAAAUGCAGUAAUGUCAACUCCGAAUAAAGGGAAAAUUGAGAGUCAACAGUACAAAACACAAGCAAUCACAUCAAAAUACAGCAAUCAGUUACCUGAAAAAAUACAAAGUGUGAUUGAGCAAAAUACCCAAGAAAAAACUGUGGUUCCUGGUAUGGCUGCAGCAUCUGCACAUGAGGCAAAGAAUGACAAAGAAGAAAAUAUGACUGAAAAUGGCGUGAUUAAUGAGGAAUUACAAAGUUAUCAGAACAAGAAUAAAAACAGUACUGAACUGGAACCUCGUCAUGCAGUUGCUACUUGGACAACAAAUGCAAACAGAAGUGAAGAAAAUUGUAUUUCAGUUGAAAGUAGCUUGGAAGAUUGUGAACAAAGUUUACAUGUAAGAUUUGCUGACAAGAUUAAUUAUAAGAGCUUUGUUGAACAAUCACAAUCUAUUGAUAGUGGAAGUCUUAAAGAUGGUAACAGAAUUACAGAAUUUGACGAGAGCCAUGAAUGGAGAGAAGAGAGCAGCAGCAGUUGUAGUCAGUGUUCCAAUCAGUCUUCAGAUGAAGAUGCUAGACCUUUUAUACCUCAAGAUGAACAAUCAUUUAGAAAUCUUCAAAAUGAGAGAAACCCUUCUCAGGAAUGCCUAAGAGUUACCGACCUAUUAAAAAAUGAAAACCAUGAAAAUAAUGAAGCUUCUUCAAACAAUGAUCACAACUUUCCACCUUUAUUGUUAGCAAAACUAAAAGAACUGGAAGAAGAAAUAAUAAUCUUUCGUGAAGAAAACAGUAAUAUCAAAGCCCUGAGAGAAAGUUUAGAAAGAGAACGUAGGCAGAUACAAGAAGAAAAAAGGCGAAUGAAUUUGGAAAAGAAAAAGUUGCAAAAAGAAUUAGAGGAAGAAAAGAAACAACUGAAAGCUCAUCUUGAGGAAGAGAAACAAAAAUUAGCAAAGGAAAAAGUAACAUUUGAGAAGUACUCUAAGUCGCUAACGAAAAAUCCUACUAGGGAAGAAAGAAAAGAAAUUCAGGCUUUAAAAGAACAAUUAACUGAAAUGAAAGAAGAACUCAACAAAAAAGAAAGUCGAUGGGGAGCUGCUCAAGCUAGGGUAAGAAAUCAAGUGAAAGUUCUUGAGGAAGAUAAUAAAAAAUUAAAGGAAGAAAUUGAAACUUUUAGAAAGCAGGCCAAAUACUGGGAUCUAUUUAACCAGAAGAAAAAAGGGAAACCUUUCAACAACACAAAAUUAAUCCAUGCUAUAAGUGAACAUAUUUCAAACCUUGUACUUGAUGAAGAAAAUCAUCGAGAAAAAAGUAAUAAGAAUGAAGGUUGUUUUACAAAGAAAUUGUCUGGUACUGAAACCACCCAAUCGAACUUCAGAUCGUCUGCUACCCAAUUAGACCUUCAAAGCAUGUAUGGCGUCAAAGUAAUAAGACAAAAUGUGAACAGGGAACCGCCAAAUUUUAAUAAUACAUCAAAAUCAAAUCCUACCCAAGAAGAAAUUUCAGUAAAUAAGGCAGAAUCUGUUGUUACUUUAAACGAUUCCCAAGGUUCUAGUAAAAAGAUUACAACAAUUACCUCCACUCAAGCUGAAAUUUUUGACAAUAAUUCUCAAGUGGCAGACAGAUGUUCAAAACCUCAAUUAGAAGAAGAAUCUAACACUAUAAAAGAAGUUACCGAUGAAAGUGGUAAUGUAGAAAUAACGUUUCCAAAUGGAAACAUUAAAAAGAUGAACAAAAUCACUGGCAGUGAGAAAUACAUUUACAUAAAUGGCGAUGUGGAAGAAAUUACUCGUGAUGGUACGGUAAAGUACUAUUACUCUAAAAGUCGAAUUUGGCAAACAACUCUUCCAGAUGGUUUGGAAAUCGUGGACUUUCCUGAUGGCAAGAUUGAAAAGCGGCACGUGGACGGUACAGUCGAAAUAGUGUAUUCAAAUAACAAUAAGAAAAUAUCUUACCCUAAUGGAUCUCAAGAGAUUAUCUACACAGACGGAACUCGACUUAGAAUCGAAGCUGACAAAACUCAAAUAUUGACUCUUCCAAACGGGCAGAAAGAAAUACACACUGCUGAAUGGAAACGGAGGGAAUACCCAGAUGGAACUAUGAAAACUUUGUUUCCAGAUGGAACCACAGAAACUGUCUACUCAAACGGUAGAGUUCGGUUGAAAGACAAAUAUGGGAAUUUAGUCAUGGACUCUGGCUCACCAUCCCAUGGAUUUACUCAGUGAUAAAAUCACUUUGAAAAUUUCCUUUAUUAUUCCAUCUUGCAUAGUUGUUGAGUUGUAAGAGUAAUUGUGACAAUGAAAUGCUGUAUUUUAAGUUUAACAUUUUAGAAAUAAUUUUGUUUAGCCAAAGACUCUUCUAUAAUGUUGAUGAUUGUUGAUUUCCAUAUAAUGCUCUGUUAAUGUUACAAUUUCUUUGUAAAUAUUAUAAAACUUAUUUUGUACUGCUGUAAAAAGUUUUGUAAAUGACUAUGUUGUAUCUAAGUGGUGCAAUAAAAACUAUU
Messenger RNA from Macrosteles quadrilineatus (aster leafhopper), 3266 nucleotides. Its product is annotated as centromere protein J-like. The coding region runs from base 1 to 2988 and encodes 995 amino acids. Lineage: Eukaryota; Metazoa; Arthropoda; Insecta; Hemiptera; Cicadellidae. The transcript has a single exon. The record is from RefSeq and is a predicted model, not a curated record. Gene Ontology annotation, molecular function: tubulin binding. Gene Ontology annotation, cellular component: centriole; centrosome; nucleus. Gene Ontology annotation, biological process: centriole elongation; cilium assembly.